UGUAGAUUGUUUUGCCAGCUGUCACUUGGCUGACACAAACAGACAUAAACAACACAGGAGCAACGUGUUUCUUUGUUGCAAUAUGGAUUUUGCCAAAAAUGUGCUACAAAAAUAUGGCUGGAAAGAAGGCCUUGGUCUUGGCAAAAACAUGGAUGGUAUUGUGGCACCCAUCAGAGCCCGCCGCAAGCAGGGCAACAGCGGAAUAGGAGCACCGAGUGCGAAUGAUGCGACUAACAAUUGGUGGGCGCGUGUUUACGAUGAAGCGGCCACAAACAUCGAGGUACAGGCCGACGGUGAUAAGAGCACGGGUAGGGAAGUUACCCUGAAGCAGCUGGAUCCGAACGCGGUCGAGGUAACCACCAACAGUUACUCAAUGCACAAGCUUACACAAAGAACUCGGAACCAGAAUGGUGGGCAGGAAUCUAAGUACGGGAAUGUGUUUCUGAGAGCUUCCACGCUGUUAGGUGAUACGGGACGUGAAGAGGAUGUGCCCAAUCACGUACGCACGGAGGAUAUCGAAUUCGCUGGGGUGAAAACGCUUACAGACGAGGAGCUGUUUGCAGCGUGUGGCGGUCGAACGGCCCACAAGGGCGCUCGCCACGGGUUAGGCUUAAAAGGAAAGUUGGCACGCAUCGACGAACAGAAUAAAAAGCUGCUGCAACAGUUGGAAAGCAAUUCGUUCGAGGCUGUGAUAAAAUCAAACGACUGGCAGGUACAGACAUCUAAAAACGGGCGCAAAAAGUCCAAGAAGCAGAAACGGAAUGAGCAGCGAUGGAUCGAACAUCACGGACCGGCAGAAUCGGAGGAUGCGGAAGUGAAGGACAUGAUACACCAUGCCGACUACGUGGUGUCGAAAAACAAAAAGAAAAAGCAGGCCCAGCAAAAAUCCGACCAAGAGUUGGCAAGCGGAAUGUUCGGCAUGUUUGCCGAACUGCCGGAAGAAGAGGUUGUGGAAGAGCAAGAGGAAGCGGAGGUGGCCGUGCCGGUAAAGGCGAAGAAGUCGAAGAGCAAAUCAAAAAAGGCCCUGUGCCUGGACGAUGAGCUAGAUCUGUUGAGUGAGAAGAUUCGCAAGCUGGAUCACAGUUCGAUAACGAUAAAGAAAAAGGAUAAGAAAAAGAAGAACAAGCAUCAGCAGAAGAAGGGCAACGGCGCAGAAGACGAUGACGAUACGGUGUUGCUUGAUCCAGCGGCCAAGUAUCGCAAAGACUAUCGUCCCGAACUGAAGCAAAACAAUCGUCUACUGAAGGCGUACGUGCCUGAUGAGGUACCGGAAGGGAAGCUGGCGAAAAAGCCGGCACCGUUGCUCCGGUCCGAUUCCAGCGAUCAAGAGGAAGAGGAUGUGGUGCAGCGGGUAAACGAGGAGCAGAAGCGGUACUGGUCGAAGAUGCGUGCCAAUGUGCCAAAGAUAAACAUUAUCGAACCAACGGAAGACGAUUGUCUGGCGCUGGGACAGAGUUUGCGAGAGCGCCACCGGAACGAGGUGAAGCGCGUGGGCAAUCGCACCGCGAGUGGGAAACGCAAGAAGACCAAGAAAAGCCAACGGCAGCUGGCCCAGUUGGCGGAUAAAUUGAGCAAAAAUUUGUAAACGGAAAGCAAUAAUUCACUUACCGAGCGCCAACUUUGGUGCGGUAGGCCUUUACAGUCUGGUCGGUGAUCCAUGGAUGAAACGGUUUUGCGUUUCAUCCUAUUUCCAACGGAAUAUUGAUGCAUUUAUAUUCACGCUCAGCGUAAGCGCGUAAUAAAGUGCGAACAUGUUUUGGAA
Messenger RNA from Anopheles stephensi (Asian malaria mosquito), 1762 nucleotides. RefSeq names its product G patch domain-containing protein 4. Gene Ontology annotation, cellular component: nucleolus. Gene Ontology annotation, molecular function: nucleic acid binding. Gene Ontology annotation, biological process: regulation of ribosome biogenesis. The coding region runs from base 83 to 1585 and encodes 500 amino acids. The transcript has 3 exons. The record is from RefSeq and is a predicted model, not a curated record. Lineage: Eukaryota; Metazoa; Arthropoda; Insecta; Diptera; Culicidae.